AUGGCAAUGUUAAAUGAUGAGAUAUGGGUUGAACUUCAAAUAGGUGAAAAAAUGAAUGGAAAUAUUUUAGAGCGUAGAGAAACAAGAAAAUCAACAACUAUUAAAGAUAAUACUACUGAACAAGUAGUUGUUGUAACAAAAUCAACAUUAGCAUUGACUCCAUUAUCGCCUACAAUUUCACGAGAUUUAUGGACGAAUAAAAUUGAAUUUCUUCUUUCAGUUAUUGGCUAUGUAGUUGAUCUAGGUAACGUAUGGAGAUUUCCAUACAUGUGUUAUGAGAAUGGUGGUGGAGCAUUUCUCAUUCCAUAUAUGAUCUUUUUAUGCUUGAUUGGAAUUCCUAUGUUAUAUCUCGAAUUAUUUCUCGGUCAAUUUUAUCGUUGUGGUAAUAUAACAUUAUGGGGUCGAAUUGCUCCAGCAAUGAAAGGUAUCGGUAUAUCAUCUCUUUUAAUUGUCACGGCUGUUACUUUAUUCUAUACAACUAUUAUCGCACAUGCUUUAUUUUACCUAAUAUCAUCAUUUCAUGAAAUAAUGCCAUGGAGUUUAUGUGGAAAUUCAUGGAAUACACGUUUUUGUUCAGAACGCAUGCGUAUUCAUUAUAUACAUAAUGAAACUAUUCAACAAGUAUCUUUCAAUGAAAGUUUAUUAGAUAAUCAAGAUUUACAAGUUUCAUCUGCUGAAGAAUAUUAUAAUAUUUAUAUGUUAGGUAUAGAUCGUUCCAAAGGUUUAACAGAUUUAGGUUAUGUAAAAAUUGAUUUACUUUUCUGUCUUAUAACAAUAUUUAUUCUUAUGUAUAUUUGUAUUUGUCGUGGAGUUAAAGGCACAGGCAAAGCUGUUUAUGUUACUGCUGUAUUACCGUAUAUUGUUUUAAUAAUAUUACUUAUUCAAGGUCUUAGUUUACAAGGUUCAUAUGCUGGGAUAACUUAUUUUUUAAAACCAACAUAUGCAAAAUUAAAAGAUAUGAAGGUUUGGUAUUCAGCAGCUAAUCAAAUAUUCUUUACACUUGGUCCUGGUUUAUCAGUUUUAACAACUUAUGGUUCAUAUAAUGUAUCAACUAAUAAUUGUUAUUAUGAUGCAUUAAUUUCAGUGAUAGCAAAUUUUGCAGCAAGUUUUCUAGCUGGUUUUGUUGUUUUUUCAGCUUUAGGUCAUAUGUCCUAUCGUUUAAAUAAAAGUAUAACAACAGUUGUUGGUCAAGGAGCAAGUUUAUCAUUUAUAGCUUAUCCAGAAAUUUUAGCAACAUUUAAAUAUCCAACAUUUUUUGCCAUCUUAUUUUUUUUAAUGGUUAUCAAUUUAGGAUUAGAUAGUGAUUUUGGUGGUCUCGAAGCAAUGUAUUCAGCAUUGAGUGAUGAAUAUUCUUUAUUGAAACGUCAUAGAAAAUUAGGAAUGUUUAUUAUGUGUUGUCUCCUUAUUAUUGGUUGUUUACCAACAGU
Molecule: messenger RNA, 1427 nt
Organism: Adineta steineri
Lineage: Eukaryota; Metazoa; Rotifera; Eurotatoria; Adinetida; Adinetidae
Source: the annotation of a GenBank genome assembly